UGCAACAUAACCACAAAAUUUAUCCGACGAUGCGUCACAGUUCCGUCUAUCGUUCUAAGAUUAUAUUACUUGUUUCGAGUUUAAACGGGGUUAAUAAAUCCCAUUAAACGUCCCCAUGGCGUCUUCCCUCAGUCUUCUCUGUGAUUACAACAGUAGCAGCGACGAGGACGGGAACAUGAGCGAAAACAACGAGUCGAUCGUUCUCGAUAAAUUAACAACUCCUAUUAAUUUAAACAUCUGUUCCGCUCCGGACGUUGUACCCACGGGAACAGAAUUGUGUAUACAGCAUGUUGAUCCUACCGCUACAGAGAUAGCAUCUAAUUUGAAGUACGAACAACUUUUCGGACCAGAGGUUGGGCCAGAAAAUCCAUUUAAGACGCAGCAGCAGCGUGCAGCGAAAAAUAUGCUUUCCGGAUAUGUGGAACAUGCACACAUUAGUCCUUUUCAAUUUGAAAAUCAAAGGAGAACGUUUGCUAGUUAUGGAUAUGCGUUAGAUCCAACUGUAGAUGGUAGUGCAGAUGAAGGCAGAGUGAUAAUUGGUUCAAAGGAAGCUGCUGAAGAAUCGGGUGGCAAAACUGUUUUUGAAACUACUACUCUAAGGCCAUCGGACAAGCGAAAAAGGCACAGAAAUAGUGAUCCAGCAGAUAUAGAAGGCUUUUUGGGACCAUGGGGUGGAUAUGUGGAUGAGAAACGUGUCAUAAAACCGAGCGAAGAAGAAGCUGCUGAACUGGAAGAAAUACUAGCUAAACGAAAUAAACGAGGAAAGCAGACGGAGGAGAAACCUCUCGAGGAGAAGACAGUGUUGCAUAUCAAGGACAGUGUGGAUUAUCAAGGACGUUCGUUCUUGCACGCACCACAAGAUGUAGGUGUAAAUUUGAGAUCGGAGUCGCCACCGGAUCGUUGUUUCUUACCGAAAGCGCAAAUUCACACGUGGGAAGGUCACACAAAAGGCAUCUCGCAAAUUCGAUGGUUCCCUCGUACAGCACAUUUAUUAUUGUCUUGUAGCAUGGAUUGCCGAGUGAAGUUGUGGGAAGUUUAUAAGGAUAGGAGAUGCGUCCGUACUUAUUACGGACAUCGUCAAGCGGUGCGGGACAUAAGUUUCGACAACGACGGCAAGCGAUUUUUGUCAGCAGCUUACGAUCGUUAUGUUAAGUUAUGGGACACGGAAACUGGAGCUUGUAUCAGUCGUUUUACGAGUAGAAAAAUUCCAUACUGUGCCAAAUUCAAUCCCGAUCCGGAUAAGCAGCAUCUCUUUGUAGCUGGUACUAGCGAUAAGAAAAUUAUUUGCUGGGAUAUACGUUCUGGUGAAAUAACUCAGGAAUAUGACAGACAUUUGGGUGCAGUGAAUACUAUUACGUUUGUCGAUGAAAACAGAAGAUUUGUUACGACUAGUGAUGACAAAAGUCUGCGAGUUUGGGAAUGGGAUAUUCCAGUGGACAUGAAAUAUAUAGCUGACCCAUCGAUGCAUUCCAUGCCAGCCGUGACGCCGUCGCGAAAUCAAAAAUGGCUUGCCUGUCAAAGUAUGGACAAUAAGAUCGUCAUAUUCUCGGCGCUAAACAGAUUUAAAAUGAAUCGAAAGAAGACCUUUACGGGACACAUGGUCGCUGGAUAUGCAUGCGGUUUAGAUUUCUCUCCAGAUAUGAGCUACUUGGUAUCGGGUGAUGCAGACGGAAGAUGUUACAUAUGGGACUGGAAAACCACGAAAUUAUACAAAAAAUGGAAAGCACACGACGGAGUGUGCAUCGAUGUGCUCUGGCAUCCGCACGAACCUUCUAAGCUCGUCACAGCUGGUUGGGACGGAAAGAUCAAGUAUUGGGAUUAAGAGAGAGGGACUGAGAUCAAUACUCGGUUUUUUUAAAAAUCCUGUAUUUUGUACGAAUGUUUUUAUAUUCUAGAUUAAAUUGUACAUAUAUAAUAAAUUAUUUAUUUUAA
Molecule: messenger RNA, 1932 nt
Organism: Nylanderia fulva
Lineage: Eukaryota; Metazoa; Arthropoda; Insecta; Hymenoptera; Formicidae
Product: pre-mRNA-processing factor 17
Biological process (GO): mRNA splicing, via spliceosome
Cellular component (GO): catalytic step 2 spliceosome
Molecular function (GO): mRNA binding; protein binding
Source: RefSeq, a predicted model, not a curated record